UUCAGACCAAUCAGAACCAACGAAUUUUGCUUAGCGAAUCAGAAAACAUGUGGUAAUCUUCCUCCUACGCACUCAACCAAUCAGAUAAUGAAAUGUGUUUUGUGCAUUUUGUGGUAACUUUGUUUAUAGAGGGCGCGGCUACAGAAGCAAUGGCGAGAAAAGAUGAUCAAAAACUCGCCGAGGGUUUAGCGUGUAUACGCGAGGCUGAAAAAUGCAUGAAGACAUCAUUGUUCCAAUGGAAACCAGAUCUAGAUGGAGCAGCAGAUGAGUACAAGAAAGCAGCGAUGGCAUUUAAAGGUGCAGGAGCUACUGAUCAAACAAGAGACUGCUACAUGAAAGCAGCUGAUGCCUACUUAGAAAACAAAAAUUUAUACCAUGCAGGAAAGUGUUACGAAGCUGCCGCAUAUGUUUUCCGAGAACAAGGCGACCUUGAUGAAGCUAUUAAUCUAAUAGAGAAGGCCAUUGCCCUCUACAGAGAGCAGGGAACUGCGGACAGUGCAGCACAAGCUUACGAUAAAGCUGGAGAUGUGUUGGCAGAAACGAGGCCUGAGAAAGCAAUAGACUUCUACGUUCAAGCCUACGAGGCGAUGUCUCUUGAGGACAGACCAAAGCAGUGCUGUGACCUACUGAACAAGGCAAUCAAAGUGAUGAUUAAACACAGAAAGUUGGAGAUGGCUAUGGGCGCAAUAAAGAAAAGCCAAGAGUGCUACACGUCGCUCGACCUGCUGCCGCAAGUCUUCAGAUUGACUGUCGCCGCUGUGCUCGUGCAGUUAGCCCUCGGGGACCUGAUUGCCGCGGAGAGAGCUUACGGGGACAGUCUCAACUGCCCGGGUUUCAACGAUUCGGACGAGUGCAAGAUAGUGAAGGUGCUGCUGCGGGCGUAUGAUGACUGUGACCAGGAGACGGCCGACAAGGUGCUGAACGGACUCUACGUGCGACACAUGGAGAACGUGUACGCUCAGCUCGCCCGCACAAUACGUGUACCGGGGACCAUUAAGAAGAAAGAGUUGCCGACAGGAGAGGGGGCGAAUCAGGGAGCUGCUGCUGAAGAGGACGAUGAGGAUGAAUAUGCCGGUGGCAUUUGCUAAAUGCUUCACGAAGAUGAAGAACACUGAGAAUCCAAGCAAACCACAGCUCCUAAACAAGAACAUGAUUUAUGAGGAAAGUCGCGGGGUGGGAGCUUUGCUCUACACGCGGAUGGUGCCUUUGCCUAAGCUUACUCUGAUCGCUAUUUGACACAUUUUUCCCCGAUUCAUUCUUCAUUCUCAUCUUUGCUUCAUUGUGCACCAGUUUAUUAAACAGUACCAGGUUGCCUUUUGGUAUAUUUACCAAGCACUUUAUACAAGCACACUUGCCGACCCAAACAAAUUUGGGAACUACAGUGCUAGCUGUCAGAUGUGUAUGAAACAAGUUUCCAUUUUUACAUUUACAUGGCUUCUCCAGUAUAACAUGCAUGUAUUAGUGAAACAUGCAAUUCUACGCAUUUAGUAUAUGCUAAAACGAGUAAGUUUAAUAGGUGGUUAGCUUUCUGGUAUUAGCUUAACAGUAUUCUAGCAGUAUAAACAACUUGUGUGUUAUUGAGAAAGUAUGGAAAAACUAAACCUCAUUAAUUGUGCGCAUUGACCAUAUGCAGUUAUUGUAAAGUAUGUCGGAUUAUGUGAAGUGUUUACUGUAAAUAUAGAAAAAGCUGUACAAUUUCGUUUUCUUUAGUCAAAUAUACAAUUUUUGGUGUAAUGUGUACAUAUAAAACGUAUGGUCGAUCGUAAUAUAAUAUUAGUGUAAUAUGUAAUAUUCUAUUACAUCAUGUUGUUGCUGCCAUAUUGGUUUGGUCUUGCGCAUUUAAAAACUUGGCUUUGACUUUGCCUGUUAUCAGUUCUAAUAAUUUGUCUCAUAGUUUGCCGGUUUACGCAUUUGUGUAUUUUUACCACAGGUUUGAUGCGUAUUGGUGUAGUUUCCACCUAAUUAUGGCAUUAUAUUUCGCACCUAUAUUGAAUCCUUUGCUUAAAAAUGGCAUGCCUUGUAUCAAGUUUCAUUUUUGUCAAAUUGUAAAAGGCGAAAUUGUAAAAUACAACCAUAUAUACAUAA
Molecule: messenger RNA, 2085 nt
Organism: Priapulus caudatus
Lineage: Eukaryota; Metazoa; Priapulida; Priapulimorpha; Priapulimorphida; Priapulidae
Product: gamma-soluble NSF attachment protein-like
Exons: 10
Coding region: 93-1088 (331 amino acids)
Biological process (GO): intracellular protein transport
Cellular component (GO): SNARE complex; vacuolar membrane
Molecular function (GO): soluble NSF attachment protein activity; syntaxin binding
Source: RefSeq, a predicted model, not a curated record